Molecule: messenger RNA, 774 nt
Organism: Anthostomella pinea
Lineage: Eukaryota; Fungi; Ascomycota; Sordariomycetes; Xylariales; Xylariaceae
Source: the annotation of a GenBank genome assembly
AUGCCUAUCCCGAAGGUUCGGUUGCUCUUCACUAUCAACUCCGUAGUCCUGCCUCCGAUUGUCAUCGGACAGUUUGUAUGGAGUCUUCUGCAUGCUACAAGCUCGCAACUCCGGCGAAGCGGCCCGGCACGUUCUCACAGACAGGAACGCUCAAACGCGUGGGCCAUGCUGGGCGGGAUCAACUCCGUUAUAACUUAUGGGCAAGAUGAGCACCAGCAUCGUGAACCAUCCGGACCUAGCGCGCUACGACCGCACGCAGACGGCGCCAACAUGGUCGCAGCUCAUCGCGCUGCCCAUCGGCAACACGCUGUGCGCGACGCUCGGCAUCUUCGGUACGAGCACGAUCUGCGGCGCGCCGGCGACGCCGUCGUGGCCCUGGGCUUCGUCUUCUUCAUCCUCGGCAGCGACCUCGGCGCCAACGUGAUCCUCUGGGGCGCCGCCACCGCGGUGCUGUUCCCGCGCUACUUCAACAUACGCCGCGGCAUGUACAUCUCUUCCUGGGCGGCUACAGCAGAUAUCUUCCCGGGCCCCUUCGUCGGCAUCUUCCUCACGGACUACCUGGUGUGCCGCCGGGGCAAUGUGCAUGUGGCCGACUUGUAUACGCUCGGGGGCCGGUAUUUGUACCGGCACGAGGCCCACUGGCGCGCGGCCGUGGCCUACGUCGUCGCCCGUGGUCCUUCCUAUCCCCGGGUUCGCGCGGACGUUCGGCGAGCCUAUGCCCCUAGCCUGGUUGCGGAUAUACCAGGUCAGUUGGCUGCUCACGUGUACGCUUAG